AUUGACUUUUCAUAGAAAUAAGGAAAAUACCUAACUCGACUUGAGAUCACUAAAUUUAAUAUCCUACAAACUUUCCAUGCACCAUGUCCAAAACAAUCCUCUCCAUAAACGCCGGAAGUUCCUCCGUCAAAAUCUCCAUCUACACAACAACCCUCUCUCAAAACCCCCAAGAAGCCGCCGAAAUCCAACUCGACAACCUAACCUCACCCCCCGUCCAACUAAAAUACACGCGAGGCAACACCUCAAUCGCUAAAGACCAAAAAAUCGAGGAUCAAAAAAUCACCACGCAAAAUGAGGCUUUUCAAUACAUGUUAAACGUCCUUAUCGACGACAAGGACCUGCCCCAAAUCAGCAAGAAAGAAGAUAUCACCAUAGCCUGUCACAGAGUAGUCCACGGCGGCUACUACGACACACCGAAAAUCAUAAACGAGGAGACGUAUCGUCAUAUCGAGGAACUCACAGAUCUCGCACCUUUACACAAUGCCGCCGCGUUGGAAAUCGUAAAGUUUUGUAUCAAGGAAGUGAAGAGUACGAAGAAUGUAGCGGUUUUCGAUUCGCAGUUCCAUCAGACCAUUCCGGAGCAUAUUAGGACGUAUCCGAUCAACCAGAAGAUCGCGAAGGCGAAUAAAUUGAGGAAGUAUGGGUUUCAUGGGAUUAGUUAUUCGUUUAUUACGCGAAGUGUGGCGGAGUUUUUGGGGAAGAACGAGGGGGAGACGAGUUUGAUUGUUUUGCAUCUGGGGAGUGGUGCUAGUGCUUGUGCGAUUAAGGGGGGGAAGAGUUGGGAUACUAGUAUGGGACUGACUCCUUUGGCUGGUCUUCCUGGUGCUACGAGGAGUGGAAGUGUGGAUCCUAGGUAAGAACUAUCAUCUCGCAUCUCGAUUUACAUACUGAAACUGAUUUUUGAAUAGUCUGGUAUUUCACUAUGCUUCAGACGUUGGGAAACUUGCUCCAGGCUCUACCAAAGAUCUCCAUAUCUCCCAAGCAGAACAAAUCCUCAACAAAGAAAGUGGAUGGAAAGCACUCACGGGAACGACGAACUUUGGAGAAAUAGCUUCAUCAUCUGACCCAGAGAAGAAACUUGCCUUUGACAUUUUCGUUGAUCGAAUUUGUAGUUACAUUGGAAGUUACUAUGUGACCCUCCACGGAAAAAUGGACGCUUUGGUAUUUGCAGGAGGAAUUGGAGAGAAGAGCUAUUUGUUGAGGAGGAGAGUGACGGAAGAGUGCGAAUGCUUGGGCUUCGUUAUCGAUGAAAAGAAGAAUGGUAAGAAGAUAGAAGAGCUCGUACAAGACGUUGGCAAGGAAGGAGCGAAGCAUAGGACGUUGGUUUGUCAGACCAAUGAGCAGUUUGAGAUGGCAAGAUAUUGUGCUAUGGAUGAAAAGCUUUUCAAUUGAAAAUCCUCCAAAAAGAAGGAAAACCUUAUUGAUAAUUUAACAAGUUCAUCAUUACUCAAGCAUUCGCCUUCUGAGGAUAAUAAAAGGCGCCAUCAAUAGUCGUUGUUCAAUUCUAGCUUCAUAUGGCAAGUGAAGCGGUUAUAGUAACCAGUCUG
This is a messenger RNA of Hymenoscyphus albidus, 1547 nucleotides long. The record is from the annotation of a GenBank genome assembly. NCBI's taxonomy places the organism in Eukaryota, Fungi, Ascomycota, Leotiomycetes, Helotiales, Helotiaceae.